Papaver somniferum (opium poppy) is the source of this 591-nucleotide messenger RNA. Its product is annotated as F-box/kelch-repeat protein At3g23880-like. The record is from RefSeq and is a predicted model, not a curated record. Bases 1 to 591 code for a protein of 196 amino acids. The transcript has a single exon. Gene Ontology annotation, molecular function: protein binding. Lineage: Eukaryota; Viridiplantae; Streptophyta; Magnoliopsida; Ranunculales; Papaveraceae.
AUGGGUAGUGCUCUGCCUGAAGAUGUAUUAUUUGAGAUUUUCAUGCGUCUCCCAGUAAAAUCACUGUUGCGAUUCAAGUCUGCAUGUAAAACAUGGUAUGCACUCAUCGAAAGCUCCGACUUCAUCUAUCGCCACGCCAAUAUGACAGAUUAUAAAUCCAAGUUAGGCACCUUGAUCUGUCAAUUCGACACAUCCGAUCAGUUUUUCGUGCUUUCUGGUGAUGAGAGCUUGGAGGUGUUCGAAGAUCGAGGUAAUGGGCCAUGUUUUAAUAAGGACUAUUCUGAUGAUACUCCACGUAGAGAGAUGGUAGCUUCCUGUCAUGGGAUAAUCUGCAUACGAUAUAAGAAAACCAAGGAUAUUGGUCUCUGGAACCCUGCUACCAGACAAUGCAGGAUUCUCCCAAAACCGUUAAGUUACGGAAAUUUAAGUCCACGCAGUAAUUCCGUUGGCUUCGGAUUGGAUAUCGUAAACAAGGAUUACAAAGUGCUGCUAGUCACGUCAUUCAGACAAGACGGGUGGAGUCAGUCAUACCCUUUAGAUUGUGUUCGUAAAGUUCAAAUUUACAGCCUACGUAGUGAUUCUUGGAGAUGA